AUGUAUAUCACUUCACUUGAACCGCGUUCUUCCAUAGUAACUCAGAAGACGGAAGUCUCGGCAGCAGUGGUGGAUGCUCCGCUGGAACUAUGGUGUCGGCUUCGUCGGAGAAGCAGCCAAGGAAGCCGCGGAGAAAGCUCAAAAAGAUCUCUGGACAUCGAGAAUUCUGACACACCGCCGCGUCCACCGGUGUUGGAGAAUUGGAGUCCCCGCAAGAAUAGGACAUCAAACCGUGGCGGUGGCGCAGCUAGUCCAGUUUCUGUCGGUGAGGUUCAAGAUUCAUCAUCUAGACUGGACUGUUGCUCUGUUUUUUGGCUCGAAGUAGACUGGACUAAUACAGAAGCUCAAGCAGUGCUACAAUUAGAGAUGGGUUCUAAAUCUUUGAGUGGAUGA
Molecule: messenger RNA, 393 nt
Organism: Oldenlandia corymbosa var. corymbosa
Lineage: Eukaryota; Viridiplantae; Streptophyta; Magnoliopsida; Gentianales; Rubiaceae
Source: the annotation of a GenBank genome assembly